Messenger RNA from Bactrocera tryoni, 2955 nucleotides. RefSeq lists its product as uncharacterized. The record is from RefSeq and is a predicted model, not a curated record. Lineage: Eukaryota; Metazoa; Arthropoda; Insecta; Diptera; Tephritidae. The transcript is spliced from 2 exons. Bases 1369 to 2655 code for a protein of 428 amino acids.
AAAAACUCAAAUAUAUAAUAAAGAAGUAGGUGCAUACAUACAUACAUACUUAUUUUGGUGAUUCAAUUAUUGAGUGUUAAUGAAGUGACUAAACGUGCAUUACAUUGAAGCAGCCACAAGCACAACCACAACCAUACCUAUUUGCAGAUAAAAUAGUGGGCUUGUGUUUUAUUUGCAUAUCAUUAAAUUAUAAAUACAACAACAAUUCUGUGGAAAUUUUGGCAGCAAAUUUUUGUGAAACGGAAAAGUGCAAUGAACCACAAGCGUGUUAAUUGAAUAGAGCACACCAUUAAAAAAUUAAAAGUGAUCAAGGAGCUAAAAGUUUAUAUCUCAUUAAAAUUGUAUUAUAAAAAACAAUUAGGAAAAAAAUUAAACCAACAUUUUGCAAAUCCAGAAGAGAUUUUCCUGCAAAAAAAAACAUGUGCAAAUAUAUGAGUAUUUAUGUAAUUUAAAUUAAAAUUGAAUAAUUCAGUGACAAAACAUUACAGACACAUACACACAAAAAAGGCCAAAGCUAAAAGCAAGACAAAUCAGCAAUCUGCCACAGUUGCAGCAACAGCAAAACAAAAAAAUAAUUAAGUGGAAAUAAAUUGUGGUUUGCCUUGCAACAGACAAGAGAAGCAGAAGCACCAGCGGCGACGGCGACGGCAGCCAACUAACAACAAAUUGCAAUUGCAGUGAUCUAUCAAAACAACAAACACGUAAAAAACCAAACGUUACAACGCAGGCAAGAACACACACGCGGCAGCCAAGUGGUUGAACAAGUUUUUCUGCGCUCUUAAAUAGAUGUGUAACACUCUUGAGUUAAAUGUACACGUAAAAGGUGCACAAUACAAAGCUAAAAAUAACAACAAUAAAAAAAUAGAAAUCUCAAAGUAUAAGAAAUGAUAAGUAAUUUGCAAGAAAAAAACUAAACAGUAAGUCUAGAAAAAACUGGCAUAUCGUUUUUGAAAGACACUUAAGUUGCCCUUAGCAAACACAUUCACACGUACAAACAAUAGCAGUGGCGAAAAUUUUCUCAAAACUUACAACAAGUCCACUCAAAAGGGUGAAGUCUGUGACUUGGUGGCAAAUUACCACACGCUACGUUACUCAACUCCAGUUUCACCACACUUAACGCGACGCCAUUCACCACACAGCGCACAAGCGUAGCACAGCGGUAGAGCAAAAAUAUUGUGCGAGAAAUUCAAUUAAAAGCCAAAGCGAGUAAGAAGUGGACACAACAACAAAGCAAUAAACAAACUUCAAGCGAGCGAGAAACUCUUACGAAGGUGAAGCAACAACACUUGUGGUUGUUAUUGUAUAUUAAUCUACACGGAAUUAAAGGAAAGGCGCGCAACAAAAGUAACAGCAACAAGUAAAAGCAAAAUGACCUUGCCGACAACAACAACAGUGAACGGUUGCGACGACGAUUCCGAUAUGUUUGGUCCGCCACGUUCCUCGCCCAUCGGCUAUCAUCAUCAUCGCUCGCGUGUGCCCAUGAUAUCGCCAAAGCUGCGUCAACGCGAGGAACGCAAACGCAUAUUGCAAUUGUGUGCGCACAAGUUGGAGCGCAUCAAGGAUUCGGAGACGAAUCUCCGCCGUAGCGUGUGCAUCAAUAAUACGUAUUGUCGUCUAACCGACGAGCUGCGGCGGGAGAAGCAGUCACGCUACCUGGCGAAUUUGCCGAGAUCUGAUAUCAAACCGGAGAGUGCACGCGAUAAUAUUUUUAAUCCAUACAAUAGCUGCGGCAUUGACAACUCCAAUCAUCAGCCAUCGAACAAAUCCGUCUGCAAUGAAGUCAGCAACUCUGCAUCCAACAAUUCUCUCAACCAUCUACGUAGUCACGGCAGCACGGAGUGCAGCAACGGCUGUGAACAGGACUUCAACGGCGAUGAAAAUAAUCUCAACUGCAACAACAGCAACAAACUACACUCGUGCACCAACGCUGACGUCAGCAGAAACAUCUCCACCAACUCCACCGCCAUCACCUCACACGCGACUGCCAACCAUACUACCGCCAACAAUGCCUCUUCCACCGCUUGCACGCACAGUACCACCUUCAACGGCACCACCAACACCGCCACUGUUCAUUCGUCAACCCUUUGCACUUCUGCGGGCCACAGUACACACACACGAAAACGUCAACUCUGUAGCAGCAAUCUCGACAAUGACCUAGAAAUACUCGACCGUGAACUGAGCGCAAUCAAUGCACCAAUGCCACUCAUUGACCCAGAGAUCACACAAGGUGCUGAACAGCUCGAGAAAGCUAUCUCGUCCCGGAAGCGUUUGCUCAGCGAGGACGAAAGCGAUCGUUUAGUGCGCGAAGCACUCUCCCAAUUCUACAUACCGCAGCAGCGUCUCAUUUCCGCCAUCGAAGAUUGCCCACUGGACGUGGUCAGCGUUGGAGCCGGCAUGGGUGUCGGCGUGAGCAUGGGUAUGGGGCCAAUGUCCCCGAGUAAACGUCAAAAGCUCGGUAAUGGCGCUAACGAGCUUGAGCUCGAAUUCGAUCUGAAUCAGAAUCAAAAGGAGUUUGAGGUAAUUAUGGACGCACUGCGUUUGGGCACGCCUAGUCCAACACCGAGUGUGGGCAGCGACUCAUGUGGCCAGGCAGCGAUGAUGAGUGAAUCGGCCAGUGUGUUCCAUAAUCUGGUGGUCACCUCAUUGGAGACAUGAAGGUAUCAGUAAAAGGCAGAAAACUUGCGAGUUGCGCAGGAAUAGGGGACAAGAGAGAGAUUUGAGAUUAGGCGUUGAGCGUAGCGUACAAAAACUAAACAGGUGUUAAAAAUCGUACGCCGCACGCUGACAGUCUUUUCACACUGUGAAUUUAUGCGGGUUGAAUGCAAUUUAUGCAAAUAAAAAGCAUUUUUUUCGAACGCAUUGUUAAGUAAAUUUAAUAUUUAUGUUAGUUAAAGAACAUUCUGAAAUUUAAAAUGACGUUAAAGUGGAGGCGGAAACCUACGUACAUAAUUUACA